AAAUAUCCUGUUCCUUAAACAUUCUCAAAAUAAGUUCCAAAAUCCUAAAACCCAUUCAGAAUCUCAGUAGAAAGCACUGAAAAUUUUAUUUUUGGACAUCCAUAUUGCACAUUUUGACACCCUUUACAAAAAUCGUUGUGUCCGCUUAUGAAUAUUAGAAUUGUAACUAACUUCUCACUUAUAACUCGAAAAUUUUAGGUUAAAAUACAUACAUGAAAGUUUAAUAAUUAUUUAUAAAAAUAUUGUCUAAUUUACAGUAAUGUUCACAAGAUCCAUUUCUAGUGUACUAUGUCGUACAAUCAGAAAAUCGACGUUUCAAGCUAUAAAUAAUGGCUUAAAACAGUCUCAUCCACAACCACCAAGGUUCCUAAGACAUUGCUCCACAUUGAUUCAACCAAAGCCUGAUUCUACCACGAACAAACCACAACCGAUUGGAAAAGUCAAAGGAAAACUAUUUUUAGGCUACAAAUGUAAAGUUUGUAGCACCAACAACAGUCAUUUCAUAUCUAAAGUAGCCUACGAAAAGGGUGUUGUUAUUGUCACUUGUGAAGGUUGUAAAAAUCACCAUCUGAUAGCUGAUAAUUUGAAAUGGUUUACUGAUCUGGACGGAAAGCGGAACAUUGAAGACAUUCUAGCAGAAAAGGGCGAAAGUAUUAGGAAAGUCGAUAUGCAAAGGUGUAUAGAAGUCAUUAAAGAAGAGGUGAAAUAAUUUUGUUUGUUGUAACUUAUAACUCUAAACUGUGAUAUUUGUUUUGAUUAAUAUAGGGAUACAUUUAA
Messenger RNA from Diabrotica virgifera virgifera (western corn rootworm), 777 nucleotides. RefSeq names its product DNL-type zinc finger protein. Gene Ontology annotation, molecular function: protein-folding chaperone binding; zinc ion binding. NCBI's taxonomy places the organism in Eukaryota, Metazoa, Arthropoda, Insecta, Coleoptera, Chrysomelidae. Gene Ontology annotation, biological process: protein import into mitochondrial matrix; protein folding; protein stabilization. The coding region runs from base 260 to 709 and encodes 149 amino acids. The transcript has a single exon. The record is from RefSeq and is a predicted model, not a curated record. Gene Ontology annotation, cellular component: mitochondrion.